Solea senegalensis (Senegalese sole) is the source of this 1143-nucleotide messenger RNA. Its product is annotated as transcription factor HES-1-like. Gene Ontology annotation, biological process: anterior/posterior pattern specification; regulation of neurogenesis; regulation of transcription by RNA polymerase II. The record is from RefSeq and is a predicted model, not a curated record. Gene Ontology annotation, molecular function: RNA polymerase II cis-regulatory region sequence-specific DNA binding; DNA-binding transcription factor activity, RNA polymerase II-specific; protein dimerization activity. Gene Ontology annotation, cellular component: nucleus. The transcript is spliced from 2 exons. Lineage: Eukaryota; Metazoa; Chordata; Actinopteri; Pleuronectiformes; Soleidae. Bases 2 to 460 code for a protein of 152 amino acids.
GAUGAAGCCAGCAGAGAUCAGAUUCUCUCUACAGAGACCUCUACAGCACACAGAUCCAGACAUGGCACCUACAAUCACUGCAGCUCUGACCAACUCUCAGGAACAUCUGACUCUGACACACAAGCUCAGAAAACCUCUGGUGGAGAAGUUACGCAGAGAGAGAAUCAACAGCAGCAUUGAGCAGCUCAAGUCUCUCCUGGGUCCAGAGUUCCUCAAACAGCAGCCAGACUCCAAGCUGGAGAAAGCAGACAUCCUGGAGAUGACAGUCUGUGUCCUGACACAGCUGCAGCAGCACAAUCAACAGCAGAGAAGACUGAUGAUGAAGAACUUCAACAAGCUGCAGUCUUCCUCUGAUAAGAACCUGACAGAGGCAGACUUCUCUCCUCUGAGCUCCACGGACCAGACCAGCGUCACCAAAGACAAGAGUCCAGUCCACAGCGCCCCCUGGAGGCCGUGGUAGACACCUACAGACUGCUUAGACGACCACAGUAGUCCAAGAUUCCUGAAAGUCAAUUCAGUUUUGUUCUUCUGUAUGAACAGAAGUUUGUGUCUGUGUGUUUCCUUGAGGAAAUGUUACAUAACUUUGUGUCAUGAUUUGAUCUGUUUUAAGAUCAAAAUGUAUUUUCCCCUAAAUGUCUCUACUUUGUGACAUUUGUUACCUGUUGCAUAAUUUUGAUCAUGUUGAUCAAUUAUUCCGUCGUUGUCCUUGUCUGGGACAUUUUGUCAUAAUUGACUUCCACUCAUUUCAUUUGUUUGAUUUAACCUUUCAAAUUGAGAGAGAACAUCUUGUCAUGCUUGUUGCAUGAUUCUAAAUUCGUCAAACCUGAUCUGUUGUGAGAUCUCCAUGUGAAUGCUUGUUUUUCAAGCGUCGUUGUUUAUGACUUUGUCACUAAUUUAUCGUGACUAUUCUGUGUCAACACUGUCACAGUGUGAUAAGAAAAACCCGUCUGAUCUGUUCUAAGGUCAGUUUUUUUUUUAAUGUGCUUGCUUCACAUUUUGUUUUGAAGACCACAUUUUGUUUCAAAGUUAAUGAGAAGUUUCUUGUCUCUGAUCAUCGUCUCCUGUGGAGACUUUUGUCCCUUGCUCUCAGUGAGUACAGCGUCUCUUGCAGAAGUUGUUCUUAAAUAAACAAAUUUGCUCUCA